Messenger RNA from Chelmon rostratus (copperband butterflyfish), 6797 nucleotides. RefSeq names its product OTU deubiquitinase 7B (gene otud7b). Gene Ontology annotation, cellular component: nucleus; cytoplasm. Gene Ontology annotation, molecular function: zinc ion binding; DNA binding; cysteine-type deubiquitinase activity. NCBI's taxonomy places the organism in Eukaryota, Metazoa, Chordata, Actinopteri, Chaetodontiformes, Chaetodontidae. The transcript has 12 exons. The record is from RefSeq and is a predicted model, not a curated record. Gene Ontology annotation, biological process: protein deubiquitination involved in ubiquitin-dependent protein catabolic process; protein K11-linked deubiquitination; protein K48-linked deubiquitination. The coding region runs from base 295 to 3084 and encodes 929 amino acids.
UUACUUUGUCGGUGGUGGUCCGGUUUGGGAUUUUACGCUUAGUUUCACCAGUGAAGAUGCUAAAAAGUUAAGAAUUGUUGGUCUUGGAAACGUAUAUACUAUCCACAAGUCGAUACUUGCUGCAAAACUAAAUGGGACGAUGAAAAAAUUAUCUGCGAGGACGCUCAAGGUGUGGCUGGUAAAGUAGCACAAGGUAGAGGACUGGAGCCCCUCAGCCCUUCCCUUGCAGAGUCCGUGUUUGUUUGUUUUUUUUCUGACUGGACUCAACCUGCAAACUUGUGAAUUCAUGAUCACAUGACCGUGGAUAUGGACGCAGUCCUGUCCGACUUUGUCCGUUCCACUGGAGCUGAACCAGGAUUGGCCAGAGACCUGCUGGAGGGCAAGAACUGGGAUUUCACUGCUGCCCUCAGUGACUUUGAGCAGCUACGACAGGUGCACGCUGGGAACCUGACGUAUUCGUUCGUAGAAGAUAGGACGUAUCUGCCUCCCGAAAAGGAGAUGGCCAGGGUAGGGCGGCCUAUACUCCACCGCCAAGAUGAGGUGGUGCAAGCAGCUACAGAAAAGCGUCUGUCGAGGGGCAUUUCUCACGCCAGUUCAACCAUCGUGUCCCUGGCCCGCUCUCAUGUCUCAAGCACUGGAGGUACCAGUAGUGAGCCACUUCUGGACACGCCCCUGUGCACUUUCCAACUACCAGACCUCACCGUGUACCGGGAUGACUUCCGUGGCUUCAUCGAGAGGGACCUAAUUGAGCAGUCGAUGAUGGUGGCCUUGGAGCACGCUGGGCGACUGAACUGGUGGACGAAAGUAGUUUCAAACUGUCAGAGUCUGCUUCCCCUGGCUACAAGCGGAGAUGGAAAUUGCCUGUUACACGCAGCCUCGCUUGGUAUGUGGGGUUUUCAUGACCGGGACCUGAUGCUACGGAAGUCUCUGUAUGCGCUGAUGGAUCAUGGGUUGGAGAGAGAGGCACUGAAGCGCAGGUGGAGGUGGCAGCAGACCCAGCAGAACAAAGAGUCGGGUCUGGUGUACACAGAGGAGGAGUGGCAGAAAGAGUGGAAUGAACUGUUGAAGCUAGCCUCCAGUGAGCCGAGAAUACACUACAGCACUAACGGCACCAACGGGGCGGAGUCCUCCGAUGAACCAGUUUACGAGAGUUUGGAGGAGUUUCAUGUCUUUGUCUUGGCUCACGUCCUCAGAAGGCCCAUAGUGGUGGUGGCUGACACCAUGCUGAGGGACUCAGGAGGGGAGGCCUUUGCUCCCAUCCCGUUCGGAGGCAUAUACCUACCGCUGGAAGUGCCAGCUGCCAAGUGCCAUCGCUCGCCCCUGGUCCUGGCGUACGACCAGGCGCACUUCUCUGCCCUGGUCUCCAUGGAGCAGAAAGACAGCUCCAAAGAGCAAGCAGUUGUGAUCCCUCUCACUGACUCAGAGCACAAAAUGCUGCCUCUGCACUUUGCUGUGGACCCUGGGAAAGAUUGGGAGUGGGGCAAGGAUGACACAGACAACGUGAUGCUGGCGAGUGUGGCUCUCUCUUUGGAGGCCAAGCUCCAAAUGUUGCACAGCUACAUGACGGUUACCUGGCUGCCCCUGCCUUGUGAGCAAGCCCCUCUGGCCCAGCCCGAGUCUCCCACAGCAUCAGCAGGAGAGGAUGCCCGCACGCCUCCUGACUCAGGAGAGUCAGACAAGGAGUCAGUCAGCAGCAGCUCCAAUGGCAAUGGAGACACAACCACAGGAUCAGCAGUUAACGGAGGUGUCUCCUUGGCCAAGAACAGCUCCUCUUCCUCAUCUAGUUCCUCCAGCAGCGGAUCGGCUGGGGUGGGAACAGGAACAGCAGGGAAGGACAAAACCAAGAAGGAGAAGGACAAGGAUAAAGACAAGAAGAGGGCAGACUCUGUGGCCAAUAAGCUCGGCAGUUUUGGCAAGAGCCUGGGCAGCAAGCUGAAGAAAAACGUAGGCGGGCUGAUGACAGGAAAGAACGCUGGAGCUGGAGGCGUCAAGCAGGAGGGUGGGGAGAAGAAGAAGGGCUCGUUUAGGGGGAGGAAGGGCAGCAAGGAUGGCUCGCCUUCAGCCCACACUUCAGAGGAUUCUGGGAAAGGCUCCCCCUCCUCAGGUAGCGAGCGUCUCAACGGAACAGGGAGCAGUAUGAGCAGCAGCGGUGGCAGCAGUACUGAGAGUGAUACCUACAAGUACAGCGCUGAUGUCAAGGUCAGCCUGGGCAUCCUCCGAGCCGCCAUGCAAGGCGAGAGGAAAUUCAUCUUUGCCAGCCUUCUCACGACCAGCAACCGGCAGCCCUUCCAGGAGGAGAUGAUCCAGCGCUACCUCAGCGAUGCAGAGGAGCGCUUUCGGGCUGAGCAAGAACAACAACGUCGUGAUGCAGAGAGGAAAGCCGUCACCAACGGCAUCCAGAUACCUAAGAAGGAGACAGUUGGUGGAACAGAGCUGACCUAUCGGCCUUAUGAGGCGAAAGAGGAGCUGUCCGAGAACUCGUCACCUUCCUUCAACCAACUAAAGCCCUCUCCUUUGAGCCCCUCUAUGUACUCUGCUGUUGUGCCCAUCCCCCGGCCCUCCUUCAUAGACCAGCCUCCUGCUGCAGCACCCCUCACACAGCACCUUCAUAUGCACAGCUACGUGGAUACUCGGCGCCAGCUAGCCGGGGGCUCCCCGGCGACGUCCUACCCCGGCCUCCCCUCAUACGCCACCCUUCCACGGCACUGCCCCACAACACAGGGCCCCUCCCAUCCCCAGUACAAUAACUCACAAGGCCCGGCCUCCCUGAGUCCCUCUCGCCUUGCGCCCUCAUAUCCCCCUGAGUUUGACCCACCAGACUACCCUGGGUCUGAAGCCCCCGGUGGGAGUUACACCAAUGGCUUUCGGGACAUGCGCGCCAACCUAGACUCUCGGAGUGGGCAACCCCCAGUCAGACACUACUCACUGGGCAGCGCCGGUGGUUUGGCCAACCUGCAGUCCAGCCGCUGUCGGACACCCAGCUGCACCUACUACGGACACCCUGAAACGGGCAACUAUUGCUCCUACUGCUACCGGGAAGAGCUGAAAAAGAGGGAGCCAGAACCAGCCAUCCACAGGUUCUGAGUGGACCUUGCUAUGGCUUGAAUUUGAUGAGUGGCCUUUUUCAGUAAAAAAACAAAAACAUGGCUGGGGCGGAUCAGCUUCUAAAUGGACAAGAGAAAGGCACAACCAGCUCCCUCCCUUUUUUAGCUGCGUCACUUCCUGUCGGUGUAGACCUCAGAAACUGGCAGAGAGUCAACGCGACUACAGAAUAAACAGGGUGGUUUCUGACUGCUGGGGUCACAUGUUAGACCAUAGAAUAAUCUAACUGCACUUCUGUUACAUUUUGCUGUGGCUCUUAUGCAGGCGUUAUGUAUGAGUGUGUGUGUGUGUGUGUGUGCGUGUGUGUGUGUGUCUGUGUUUGUGUGUGCAUGUGUGUGAGCUGCAGGCUCUCCUCCUUUAUCAGAAUUUAAUGCCUUGCUACUGUCUCCUCCUAGUGGAGAGAAUGUAUAUGGCAGGCACUAUACAUACUGCUCAUCAACAGACGUACAGUACAUGCACACAUAAAGUAAGUCACACUCACACUACUUCAUACACAGUGAUGCAAGCACAAACAGAAAAGGCAUGAGUGUCUCCACUCCAUACGUGGUCUGUGAUAAUGUUUGGAUUGGUUAAUUAAGGGAUGUUUGCGCAUUUUGAAGUCACAUCCGUUUAGAGUGAUUUUAGUGUUCUACAGAUUUUACACUACUGUUAUUAGAUGCUUGCGUCAUAUGUACCUCGGGAAACAGCACAAUUAAUCCUUGUCGAAUUGCUUUUUUGUCGGUCACCAUUUGCAUAUUGCAAACUGAAACUACCCUGCAAUGCUAAUGACUAAGCGUUCUGUGGGCUGCUGUGGUGCUAAUGUUACCAGAAUGCAAACACAUUAAUGUCCAUGCAUCGAAGACAACUGCUCUGCACUGUUACAAGUGUCUUUUUGGCAAAAUAAGUAUCUCCUAAAAAUGUUUUUGUCCAUAUACAUAUAGUUACAACAACAACAUAUAGUUAUCAAUUGGAUGAUGGAGAUGUCGACCUGUUGAAGACUGAAUGCAUAUGGUCACACAGUUAACCAGGCAUUGAAGAAAGACGACAGAGCACUAUGUAUCAUACUGUCCCCAGAGCCUGAUCCACAGUAUUUCUUAUGUUUGUUGGAAUGUCUCUCUUUCUCAAUUGGGUCUUCCUCUCUCUGUAACACUUGUUGGCAUUGAGGCAUUUGAUUAUUGUGGCCAACCCAGGCAUGCAGUACCAUGUAGUACCACACACUACAAAGUCAAAAUGUCACAUCCAGCAUAACAGAUUUUGGAGACACCUGCCACGUGCGUAACAUGCUGCUAAGUUACAUUAUUGAAAUGUCACAUAUUUGGAUUUCAGAAGUGAAGCGAAUUAACUGAUUUGUUAUUGACCGUGUGACUCGACUUGCUCAAACGCAGUGAAAAUGUCUGCAGUUGUGACGAUUGUCUCCUAUUUCUGUUUGCGUGAUGCAAACGGCCGCAUGCACUUCUGUUGGACGUUGAUACCCAAUAGCAUUCGUAUUGUUCUGACAAGUUCUCGUAACAGGUCAUUAUUCUGAAGCUCGCUGUUUUGAAAUGACAAACCCUCUGCGCUCUGAUGGUUGAGAAAUGUUAAACAUGUUUCAUACAAUCUCGUGAUCACACAAAUGGUUAACUUCAAAGUCAUACGUUCAAGAUGUCCUUGCUGAUAGGACAUCUUAAUGCUGAUAGGUUUGGUCGCCCACUGCAAAUUCUGAAGUUCUACUGAAGGCGGUUUCUUAGUUUCUGGCGUUUGUCCUGCUAAAUCCAGUUGCGUUAUCUCUUUUUGCACAAAUUCAAGCACUUUCCUGAUGUCCGUACUUAGGAAACUUUUUACUGUUUUUGAAGUGGCCUGACUGUUGUCCCUUGUUCAUCUCUACAGACACUGCCACCAUUGUUUAUGGGAAAUCAGGGGCACAGGUCAGAGGGGUUUCUCUAAAGGAUUCAGUUAAUGUAGAACUACAGCAUUUUGGUGCCAGUGUCACCAUCUAACUCAAGUUUCCUAGUUGCCUUUUUCAGCAUUUGUCCUCGUGGCAUCACAAUCCUGUUUGUCCGUUGUGCAAGAUGAACAUGAACUGCUUGCUUCUUUGCCUGCAGUUUCUGCUACUACUGCCCCAACAUAGAAAAUUCUUCUUAUUUUUUUAAAAUUAAGCUACUAGAAUGAUGAUAUUAUUAUUUUUCAAUUAGGCAUAUCAAUUAGUUGAUACAGAUUGAUGUUCUGUUUGAGUCUUCCUUAUUAUAAUUUCAAAUUCAAGGCUGUUUUAGUUGUACAAAGGUCAAAAUGACUACUUAAAUUUGUUGUUAUUUCCCCUAUGAUAAGCCAUGGUGACUCUAGUUGCUCUACUUUUGUUGAUUGAAUCUGUUCUUUGGCAUUAAGUCUAGAAAAGCACAAUUUAGUAUGCAAUUCACUGCCUUGCCCAGUUGGGGGCACUCUUGUCUUUCUUUAAACUCAGUGUUAGGAGCUUACCCUUGUGACCUGCACUCUAACUACAAACAAAAAUAACCAAAAUAUUGGGGAAUCAUUUUCAGUAGUGCUAAUUAAACACUAUUUAACACUAUAUUACAAUAUUUUCUACGUUGCAAAGGUUGGUCCAAGAAGAAGGGAGUCUUUUUGCUGUGCAUUUAAAGUAACACUAGAGUUUUAAUGAUAAUAAAGCACUAUUUCCCAAUGCUAUUUCCCAAAAAACAUUUGCAUUUGCCGUGUUUGCGUGUGUUGACAUGUGUCCAUGCAUUUGCAUUUUAAUUCAGACGAGACUCAUGAAGUAUUACCUUACUGUGGUAAGGUGAUGUCUGUUUAUAGAAAAACGUCUAUGUGUGCAUACUCGCUUUCCAGCCCUCCAAAGUGAUAAUUAGCUUACAAAAUCAUUUUUUAAGUUGAUUUUCUGCAAUGAAAUGGAUGCCUCAGAAACAUGUAAAACAUCAGACUUUACAGGCUACAAAUACUUUUUUUGUAUUUAAAUAAAAAAACAGUGAGAGGUUGUAUAAAUAUGUUCCAAGUUAUUUUUGUAAGCCCAAAGUUUUCCAGUGUAUUUAAAAGGGUAAGAAUGUAUAUUGUUGGAUACUGAAACAGGUAUGGAUGAUAAGCUUGUAAGAAGGAGUAGAAUUGGUGUUAACCAGGAAGUAACAUUUUGGCGUCGGAGGCGACUCCCAGACGGGCCUCUUGACACUCGAGGCUCUCUCAUUGCAAACUAAUUUCCUCAGUGCUGACCUAGCAAGAUACCAUUUAAGAAUAUAUAUUUAUAGUGAGAUUUUUUAAUAGGUUUCCUUGUGGAAUGUUUAGUUGCGACAUUUUAGGAUGUUCUUUCUCACAUGGCUAAUCGUCUAGCAGUCCGGCUUUUAUUUGUUUGUUGCUUUUUUGAUUUGUAAAUUUUGUUUACUUUUUUCUACAACCACCAAUCCGUGCUAUGCUAAAACAUGACGAUAACAUGUUCUUGUUGACCCAGCUCGUUUCCUCCGAACCAGAAGUGAAAUGGCUCAGAAUUAGUUUUGCGACACAGCUGACCCGAUAUAUUUUUAUAUAUUGUACAACACUGUAAUUUCUGUGUGGACAGAAUAUUCAUCAUCAGUGACAUUAACAUGGAAUACUUCGAGUUGCAUGGGACUGGAACUGUUGCAUGUAAAUGGCGAUCCAUUUUACCAAAUUUGUGCAUUAUUUUAACUUGAUUUCAUUUGUCCUGGUAUUUUGAUCUGUUUUCAUUUUUUAUCGUUUUAAUGUUUUGGGUUUUUUUUUUU